UUUUUUUUUAAAUUGGCUCCAUGGAUACGAGCCACCGCACGGUUACAAUACAAUAGGUGGCAGUAGUGCGACAUUGAGAAUGCAAUCCACCGCAAUCCUCCACAGAAGAAGAAGACCCGCUACAGAACUGCACAACAUUAGCCAGCUGAUUCGUAGCGUUGUAGAACCAUACGUCUACGAUCCCGAAUCUGACCCUGAAGCUGAAGAGGAGGCUGUUGAAGUCGCCACAUUUCGGCUGAUGCAAGAUGUGUCUCAUUGUUGUUACAGGUAUCUAGUCUACAGAGGCUAGUGAGCUGGUGCUGAGAAUUCCUGGGGUGAAGAAUCUGAGUUGCCAUCUCUUCAUGCUUGGGUUGUAGAUGAAGGCAGUUUCCUGAUGGAUAAAACACUAAAACACUCAUAGUAUGAUUGAUGUAGACCACCUGUGGAAUAACUCCUUUACCAUUUGAGUAAAAAUGUGUUUUUUGUGAGUGCAACACUCAUUAAGAAUUUUUUUAUUUUAUUUAUAUAUAAUUUAUAUGCUUUUUAUUUAUGGCCGAUUCAACUUUAUAGCUUACCAUAUUAGAAAGAGAAAAACAUGUAAUUUCAAUACUAUGAUUUCCUAAAUAAAAGUGUUUUACCUUCAGAAACAGAGUUUAGUGAAAUACAUAAUAGUUAAAGCCAACUUUAUUGUAAACCAAAAAAAUACACCACUACUCCAAAGUUAGAACAAACUGUUACCUUCACACUCCAAUGUGCAAUGUAUAGGUUACUGAGUUAAUUAAGAGGUCUGGGGGUUUGAGGUCAGAAGCUUUUGCAGGGCCUUGAAGACGAAAUGCAUGAAAGUAGGGUAAACAGGGAGAUGUGGUGAUCCUUGUUCUCAUCACUAUUAGGAAGACUGAGCGGAAGCAGUCCUCUACCAGAUGGAAGCUGUGGCUGUCCUCACCAUCACCUCAUCAAAACAAAAGGGUCUGAAGACUUAUGCUGCAUGUCAGUCUCAAGCCUUCAUGAAGGGGACUGUGAGUUUCAUACUUGGAGCUGCAGGACUAUUUGCAAUUCAGACGGCUUUUCAGAGAAAGUUUCCAUAUCCUUUUCAGUGGAACGUGCUCAUCUCAGUGGUGGCAGCGUCAGUGGGCAGUUAUACAGUAACUCGCUGGGAAACACAAAAGUGCUCAGACCUCUGGCUGCUACUAGAAACGGGACAAGUCCCAGACAGAUCAGCACAAGUCCCUAAACCAGAUGAGUCACAACAACGACCAAAGAGUACAAAAUUUUUCUUUGGACAAAGAUCAGACACUGGCUCGGGUUUUUAUCACGUAGAGCAUCUAAUGUGAUAUUUCCAUUUGUGUUUCACAAUAAAUGCACAAAUGUCAAAACUAAACACUA
This is a messenger RNA of Betta splendens (Siamese fighting fish), 1362 nucleotides long. RefSeq names its product transmembrane protein 141 (gene tmem141). NCBI's taxonomy places the organism in Eukaryota, Metazoa, Chordata, Actinopteri, Anabantiformes, Osphronemidae. The coding region runs from base 900 to 1310 and encodes 136 amino acids. The transcript has 7 exons. The record is from RefSeq and is a predicted model, not a curated record.